AGACAGAGAGACAGAGAGAGAGAGAGGAGGAGAGAGAGAGAGACAGAGAGAGAGAGAGAGAGAGAGAGGAGGAGAGUGAAUACAGAAGAGAGAAAGGGGGAGAGAAGAAGAGUGUGAAGAUGAGGACACAUGCUAUGAACUGAGGAGAGAACACGGAGAGGUUUUCUGACCGAUGCAAGAGGACCAAGCAGUGGAGUCUACGAUCAAAAAUGGAGGUGUUUCUGGAAGAGGACCUGAUUGGGUCUAAUGGCACUCAUGCUGGCACCGCCCAGAACCAAAGUGGCCCAUUAGACAUGUUCUCUGGGAUGGAGCUACUCCUUAGGUUCAAGCCCCUGUUCCUGCCUCUCUACUGCCUCCUGGUGGCCGUGGCUGGCGUGGGCAACUGCUUCCUGCUGGCCUGCAUCAUGGCAGACAAAAAACUCCACAACGCCACCAACUUCUUCAUAGGUAACCUUGCAGCCGGGGAUCUGCUGAUGUGUCUGAGCUGCGUGCCGCUGACCGCCUCCUACGCCUUCGACAGCCGUGGCUGGGCCUUCGGACGCCCCCUCUGCCACUUUGUGCCCCUCAUCCAGGCCGCCACCGUCUUUGCCUCCGUCCUCUCCCUCACCGCCAUCGCCGUGGAUCGAUACGUGGUCGUCGCCCACCCGGUACGCCGCCGGAUCUCUGUGUGGGGCUGCGGAGGCGUGGCGUUGGGGGUGUGGCUCCUGUCCCUGGCCCUGGCGGCCCCACCCUCCCUCCACAUGCGCUACCUGGACCUGCGUCGCAGUGGGAUGGACCUGGUGGUGUGUGAGGAGUUCUGGCCCGGCUCGGCCCGCCUCAGGCUGGUGUACUCCUGCUUCAUCCUGGUGGCGUCGUACAUGAUCCCCCUGCUGUCCGUCACCGUGUCCUACUGCGCCAUCACUGUGCACCUGCGGCGCCACGCGCUGCCCGGGGAGCCCUCGCAGUGCCAGCAGCGCUGGAGCCAGAGGAGGAGGAAGACCUUUUCUCUGCUGGUGGCCUCUGUGCUCGCCUUUGCCCUCUGCUGGCUCCCCCUGCAGGUUCUGAACCUCUUGUUGGACCUGGACCCGGACUUCCACAUCGUGGGGAAGCGCUACGUGAACGUGCUGCAGGUGUGCUGUCACCUGGUGGCCAUGAGCUCUGCCUGCUACAACCCUUUCAUCUACGCCUCGCUGCACAGCAAGGUGCGCCUGCACCUGCAAGGCUACCUCUGCCCCUGCCGCCACGCCGUGGGGGGCGUCCCCAGGGGGGUCACCCUCCUUUCCCACUGCGCCUCCCGCAACCCUGCCACCUGCCUCAGCCUGCUCUCCGAGGCCACCCCGGCCGCUGCCAAGGAGACGGGCCCCCACCCCCACCACACACACACACGCCUGGACAGCAGCUGCGUCUGA
Messenger RNA from Osmerus eperlanus (European smelt), 1388 nucleotides. Its product is annotated as 7 transmembrane receptor domain-containing protein. The transcript has 4 exons. Gene Ontology annotation, molecular function: neuropeptide Y receptor activity; neuropeptide binding. Lineage: Eukaryota; Metazoa; Chordata; Actinopteri; Osmeriformes; Osmeridae. Gene Ontology annotation, biological process: G protein-coupled receptor signaling pathway. The coding region runs from base 210 to 1388 and encodes 392 amino acids. The record is from RefSeq and is a predicted model, not a curated record. Gene Ontology annotation, cellular component: plasma membrane; neuron projection.